Tetrahymena thermophila SB210 is the source of this 2586-nucleotide messenger RNA. RefSeq lists its product as hypothetical. The transcript is spliced from 5 exons. The record is from RefSeq and is a predicted model, not a curated record. Lineage: Eukaryota; Ciliophora; Oligohymenophorea; Hymenostomatida; Tetrahymenidae.
AUGUCUAAGCAUUUAUUAAAUACAAGCCUGAAUCUGUAUGAGGAUAUAGAAAAUCCUCAGAAAUCUUUUACGCCUAACAAAUUUUAUAUGAAUUUGCAUAUACAAGGACCAAUAUAUAAUACUAAACUGUACUCUGAUAGGGUAAAUAAUACAGGAGUUAGGCCUUACUAAUUAGAGAAUAAACUGAUUGAUGAUGAAACAAAUUAAAAAACUAUUGAUCAAUAUAAGCAAAAACUUAGAUCUAUUCAAAAUUCAAGUCAUAAUAGUUAGCUAGAUGAUUUUAGGAAAAACUCUUUUAGUUAUUAAGAUGCGUUUUUGAGAUAUUAAGAUGACCAAGAAUAAUCUAGCAUUAAUUCACCUUAAAUAUAAAAGUAAGUGAACAAAUAAAAAAACUUGGCUGAAACUUUAUUAGAAGUAACGGAUACUAAACUACCACCAGGACUAACUAAAAGGACAAUUAGAGAUUAUAAAAAAAAAAAUAAAAAAGAAAAUUUUUAAGUGACUAAUGAAAAAGUUUAUGAAGCGUAUAAACACCAUUCUUAGCUUUUUUAACAGCAAAAAAACUUUUAAUAAAUUGAAAAUGGCAGAUUACAAUCUUCUUCUAAGGAUGUUAUGACCAUAGAAAGGAGAAGGACUGUUUCAGUUAAAUAAAGACCCUCAACAGAUUAAAGAAAUUCAGUUGAAUAUUAUAGUAACUCAAAUAAAAUCAUAAAUCGAAAUUAAUAUACAAGUUAACAUGUAAGAUUAAAACCACUUUAAACAGUAAACUUGAAUAUAUCUUUUAAUGGUAACCAUGCUGCAGUUGCUAAAGAAACUCAAAAAGAAGAGAGCACAUUUAAUUAGAAUAAACUUUUUUUAACUGCUCCAUAAAAGCAAAAAAAGAUAAAAUUAUUGCCUUUAACUAAGAUAUUUUUCCUGAACAGAAUUAACAAAUUUAGUGAAAUAAAAAAUAAUUUCAUAAAUUUUGACUUAUCUCCUUUUAUAUUUUCUAAUUUUAAGAAAGAAAUACAACCUUCAAUAGACUUAGAAGUUUUAGAAAAAGCAUAUCCCUAUAUUUAGAAAAUAUUAAAUCUGAAAUUUGUAGACGAGUUUUAUAGUAUACUUUCUAAAAAUCCUGAAAAAAAACGUGAUUUUGAGGAGAUGAAACUAGGUUUUUAGAAAAAAGAUAUUUUAAAAAUAUUUAAUGACUUUGAAACUGAAUACAUUAGUGAAAAAAAGUUAUUUGAGAGAGUUAUAUACUAUUUUAUCCCAAGCACAAAGUAUAGACAGCAAAUAGUAAUUGACUUAAUUGGCUAAAUAAAUAAUAUAGGAGAUAAUUCAUUAAAAAACUAUGAAAAUAUUGAAUGCAUUUUUGAUGUUAAUGGAAGGGAAGUUACUGAUAUACUUUAGCUGCACUUUUAAACUAUGAUUCUGCUAGGUGGAGAAAAAGAAACGAUGAAAAAAAACUAAUUUUUACGUGACUUAGAGAAUUUUAUUGAGGUUCAGUAAAAUCAGUAGUUCAGAGAUACUUUAAAAAAUAAAGCUUAAAUAAAUUUUGAUACCGUUCAUUAAGUUUCAUAAAGUCCAUACGAUUCACCUAAAAAAAAUAGAAAUAAUUCAACUAAUAUUAGAGGGUUGGCUUAAACUAGCAAUGUUAAUGAAUAAAUUCAUAAAUUUUAUGGCUAAAAAAGUUAAUCUCUUUAUCAAGAAAACACAAUAAAUCAACACUCGUUUAGCUAAAAUCCAUCUUCCCCAACUAAUUUUAGGGGAGAAUCAAGAAAUCAUUUUAAUGAAAAAGAAAGUAGUAUUUUAGGAAAAAAUUCAUCAAACUACAAACUUAAUUCAAUUUUAUAAGAAGGAAGUGUAGAUUAUUAUGGAAAUAAAUAGAUAAACACAGGAAUAGUAAACUAUUUAAAGAGGAAAAAUAAAUAAAAUAUUGAGUACAGUAAAAUGAAAACAAAAGAACUUGUUAGAAUUAGAAAUAUUUAUCCUUAGCUAACUAACAAAGAUAUUUUUAGAUAUUACUCUGAGUUUUAGUCAUUAAUAAAUUUAAAUGAAGGAUUAGAAAAUGCUCAAAAUUACUAAGACAAAAUUUCAAAAGGAUCAGAUCUAAUUUAUGCUAUGAAUUUUUUUACUUUUUGUACAAGUUUUAAAAGUGGUACACAUACUCCUAUAAUUAAUAGUAUCCUCAGAGCAAUAGGAAUUGACGUCGAAGUGGCUGAUAGAAAUAAUAUAAAGCUAUCAUGGGAUAAAUUUUUGAAUUUGAGAGUUUUGAUGGAGUAAAAAGGCGAAAAAGAGCACAUUGUAGAUUUCUUGUAAAGGCUAUUUGACCCUAAAAGAAUUGGUAUCAUUACAAAGUAAGAGUUUUUAGAGAUAUUACAAACUUCUGAAAAGCUUGUAAAUGAAAGUGGAGAAGAAGCUAAAUGGUAUGCUCACUAAAUGUGGAGCUAUUUUAAUAAGAAUAAUUUUAUGAAUGAAUAUGUGGAAUUAAGGUUAGAUUACAUUUAAUAAAAAUAUGAUGAACACAAGUAUAGUUAUUAAUUUUUCUUGAGUUGGAUAUUAAAUAAUUUUGAUGAGUCUUUACAAUUAGAAUUAGAUAACUGUUGA